AUGUACGGAGGUUACGACGGCAGCGCGUCCCAGUUCGCUGGACAGGGCGGCUUCACCGCGGGCCAGACCGCGGCCGCGGGCGGCGCGGACGGCGGCGCGCGCUCCCAAGGUCGCGCGGAGUCCCUCGUGCCCCUCACCGUCAAGCAGCUGAAGGAGUCCAUCGACGCGUCCAACGUGGACGACGCGUUCAAGGUGAACGGCGAGGAGGUCCACAACCUCACCCUCCUCGGGAAGAUCGUCAAGGCCAACGACUCCUCCACCUCCCUGAUGUACACGAUCGACGACGGCACCGGGACGUGCGAGGUGAAGAUCUGGGUCGACGCCGACGACGCGGACGGCCAAAAUCAAAACAAAGCCGAGUGGAAAGUGGGCGCGUACGUCCGCGUGUACGGACACCUCCGCGCGUUCCAAGGCCAGCGCGGCGUGAUCGCGUUCAACAUGCGCCCGGUGACGGACUUCAACGAGAUCACGUACCACUUCCUCGAGGUGGUCUACUGCAACUCGCACAACGCGUCGAGGGCGGCGACGGCGGGGGCCGCGCCCGCGACCGCCGCGAUGGGCGGCGACAGCGCGUACGCGGCGCCGUCCGCGGGCGCGCCUGCCGCGGCGAUGCCCGCGGCCGGCGGCAGCGCGAACGAUCAGGUGUUUGCGAUCUUCAACGGGCCGCAAGGGCACGGCGAGAGCGGCGUCCGCGUGGACGACGUCGUGACGCAGCUCAACGGGCGGUUCACCGAAGCGCAAGUGCGCGAGAGCGUCGAGCACCUCGUGAACGAGGGGCACUUGUACUCCACGAUCGACGACGAUCACUUCAAGUCUACGCUUCUCUGAGCGCGGGGCUGGGCCGGCCGCGAUCGAGCACGGUGGGUGGUGGGGUUUUAAACGUAGGGGGUGAAUUUGCAUGAUGCAUCGACGAACACGUCUUCGCGAU
Micromonas pusilla CCMP1545 is the source of this 928-nucleotide messenger RNA. RefSeq lists its product as uncharacterized. Gene Ontology annotation, molecular function: single-stranded DNA binding. The transcript has 3 exons. Gene Ontology annotation, cellular component: chromosome, telomeric region; nucleus; DNA replication factor A complex. The record is from RefSeq and is a predicted model, not a curated record. Gene Ontology annotation, biological process: nucleotide-excision repair; double-strand break repair via homologous recombination; DNA replication. The coding region runs from base 1 to 828 and encodes 275 amino acids. Lineage: Eukaryota; Viridiplantae; Chlorophyta; Mamiellophyceae; Mamiellales; Mamiellaceae.